UGCUUUUGUGAUCUAGUUAAUACUCGUUUCGGGUCAAGGUGACGUGUGCUUUUAUCUGCGAGUUUUAACUUCUGAAUCACUAUCGUUUUCAGGUAGUAUAGCUUACGGUUAGGCUAUGGCGUGAUACAAAAACUAUCAAAUUCAUAUAUCAUUUGUGGUUUUCAGACUUCUUCCUGGAAAAACCGUAGCUACACCACAGAGCAGCUCUGUGAGCUCCACCCUCAAACACCUGCGCAAACGACCAAUGUGUGUGGGUCAAUUUCUUCCGCCUCCCCUCGCCAAAUGGACAGAACAUUGAUACAAUUCUACCACUGCAAUAAAGAUAUAUACUGUUUUUCUGAUUAUUUCGAACAUCUUGAAUAUAAAUCAGGGUUGUUAUAUUGUCCUGCUUGUUUUGGGCGAUUGAAGUUUAACCUUCUCGAAGCACCUGUAAGUAUUUCCUGUCCGUUUACAAAUGGCCAUAAUGUUCCAUGCGCGUUCAAUAUAGGAUCUAUGCUCGGACCAUUGCAUAUCAGCGAAGACGAUUACUCUGAGCUGCAUAUUGGGAUAACAGACUCGAAAGGUCUGGUCUAUAACUACACACUGGCUGGGAUUAGAAGAGAUGCAUGUGGAUGGGAGCAGUGCAUCAGUGUGCCACUGGUCCAGCCUGACAGGAACGGCCUGAAGGAGCAGUGGGACAGAGAGCUAGAGAAGUUCUCCUCACUGGACUCCUGGGCCCCACAGAGAUUUUAUGAAGAGAGAAAAUUUGGCUCCAGUUGCUAUGGUUUUGCCCUCUCCUUUAUAAACCAUGUGCGGGCCAUUGAGGGUCAACCAUGUAUUACAAGAGAUGAAUUCACUGGAAAAUUUGUCCUCCCAAGAAUCAAGAUAACAUCUAAAUAUAUUAAAAUCUACAACGAGAUUACAAAGCAAGGCUUUUAUGUAGCUGACAAAUGAAUGAAAAGUUGAUUUUGUGUAGCAGUGGAGUAUAAUGGUUGGGAAACUGGGCUUGGAACCAAAAGGUUGCAGGUUUGACUCCCAGGUAGGGCAUGGUCAUUGUACCCUUGAGUAAGGUACUUCAUCUGAAUUGCUUCAGUAUAUGUCCAGCUGUUUGAAGGGAUAUUAUGUAAAAUUGUGUAAUUUCCAUUGGAUAAGAGCAUGUUAAAUGACAGUUUAAAUGUAAUUAUGUCUGCUUUGUAAUUUGUAAAUAAAGACUGCCUCAAAACCCA
This is a messenger RNA of Anguilla rostrata (American eel), 1205 nucleotides long. It is a transcript of the gene mkrn2os.1, whose product is annotated as MKRN2 opposite strand, tandem duplicate 1. Lineage: Eukaryota; Metazoa; Chordata; Actinopteri; Anguilliformes; Anguillidae. The record is from RefSeq and is a predicted model, not a curated record. The coding region runs from base 283 to 933 and encodes 216 amino acids. The transcript has 4 exons.